AUGUCAGCCCAUCACAUAGGUAUACAGCACCCAAGGGUGCCCUCGGAACUUCUUUGCCAAGAAAGCUUCAAGACACUUUCGCGUCUGCACCUCAUCUCUGAAUUCAAGCCCUGGUUAGAGUACACGCGGGAAUACGUUCGACGUCGCGUAAACUCACCCUUUCUUCUCCUGUGGGAUUGCAUUUGCUUUGGUGCACCACUCAACACACUCCUCCAACUUCUAGGAUCGCCAACCCCUCGGUAUCUAAGCGUUUCGGCGGACGAGUUCGACUUCAAUGUGUCCAUUGCGCAACGAGAACAGCUGUUUUCCAACUUCAUUCAGCGGGUGCAGACAUUAGAAUCGCAAGGAAGACUGUCAUAUGGAGAGGUGUUAAGAGUGGAUGACUUUACGAGUGGGAUUAAUGCCGGGUACUUGAGGAUUCUGAAAACAAUCAAUCGUAUUCUGUUCGCCCUGCAAACAGAACAUCCUGGUAUAUUCUCCUUGCCCCAUGGCUCUGCAGCAAGGCGUUCUUCGCUUAUCGAACAGCUUGUCAUCGCAGAGCGUUCCCACAACUCCAAAUUGAUCCAGACGGCGGAUUCGGCUGCUAAGCUAUAUGAAGACCCGGAGGCUGCUCAUCCUUCGCUGGAGGGAUUUAUUGUCAAUUGUUCCCGACUUGUGCCCUAUCACGAACACGUUUUGAAAGCCCUUUCGCAAGUGGAUGUCAUCGAGAACUGGCAGCAUAUAUUUGCGUUUCAUAACAAAGUCUUUUUUACCCGAAUGAACAGUGCCUACCGCUCCAUUUGUGCCAACUAUCUCACCUUUGAAAACUUCCUUAAUCGUCAAAACAGUCGAGCAAGAGAGGACGCCAAAAUCAUUCUGAGAAACCUCUCAGAAAUAAUCUCACGUUUUUCCGAUUAUUCUUCGCACCUUCAGGCUAUUCUUGAUGUUUCUUCUCCUACGGAACAUGAAUCAUACGAUGGUCUUUGUAUCAUGAGCCUUGAAUCUGCCACAAUCUCAGAUUCUCUCGUUGAAGUGGGUCGGGAAUUACGCACAAUGUGGUGUUUUAAUAAUUUACGCCCUCGACUUGGCUCUCAGACACUACUCGACGAAGAUGCCCUGGGAAAUAUCCUACAUGACGACUGCAUGCUUGUCGACCCUGCUUCCGGCCAACAUUAUUCUGUAUUUCUUUUUGAAAAAAUGUUGAUAUGCUGUACCGACCACCGGAGGAGCGACAGCAUCGACCUUGGGCACGUUCGGUAUCCUGUCAAACCAUGGGAAAUAGGACCAGCUUUGGCGGAACAGUAUCCACUCGUCAUCAUGCUCUCAAUACCGACAGACAGCCUAAAAUUACUUCACUGCAUAGACACUGCCAUCUUCGAGAUUUCCUGGGGCAGUAAAUCAGAAUGCAGUAUCAUCUUUUAUCCCAUAAUUCAUCGGCAAUACACCCAAUGGACGACAUUACUGGAGCCUUUUGUAUCACGAGUCAGCCAUUCAACGUCCGUUCCACGGUAUCUCGAAGACAGCGACGGCGUUAGUGUCUAUUCCGGCGUCUCUCUUCUUCCCACAGAAGACGAAAUAUUUGGCAUCAAGUCCGUUAUAGCGCGUCCGUGGAGCCUCAUAGGGAGAAAGGGCAAUCGCUCUGAGAGUUCGUCUAUGAUAGGUGUUGAGACCAGCGAUAAAGCCUCUAUCCUGAGCCCUAACCUAUUGCCUACGUUAUUUGUCAACGAUCUGCCUCGAAGCCCACUUCAUUUGAGCUUUGUCCCGGAAGACGGGAUUCCUUCAUUGCAUCAUCUCACCGAGUCUCCUACUGAAUAUGAACCUGCAGAGGGAGGACACUUACUUAAUAAUGGAUAUGCAGAUUCGAUAUCAUUUCCUGACCUGACACAGCACAUUGUAAAGGAAGGUUAUUAUCCCAUUGCGCAUGGAGGUUUUUCGGACGUGUGGAAGGCCACCUGGACGAAGAAGGAUGGAACUAUGCAGGUUGCUGUCAAAGUCAUACGCAACACGAUAAAUGAAGGUGCUGCGAAAGAGAAACUUGUCCAGCGACUACACCAGGAGCUCAGCAUCUGGAAAGGACUCUUGCAUCCACAUAUUUUGGAAUUGUGUGGAACUGUUACUGGAUAUGGUCCUUACGUCUCCAUGGUGUGCCCUUGGCUUAAAAAUGGUAGUCUGACAAAGUAUCUCGAGCGUUGUGGUGACAUACUCACAGUGGGCGACCGCUUGAGGCUUAUAUCGGAGAUAGCGUCUGGAUUAAACUAUCUGCAUUCUCGUCCUGUUGUGCAUGGUGAUUUGACUGGGUCGAAUGUUCUCAUUGACGAUGACUUGCAUGCACGUCUGUGUGAUUUUGGACUUUCCACUCUUAUCAUGGAGGAAUGCCAAGAUGACAACGUUUCUGUUCAGUCGGUAUAUACGUCACAUCUCGGUGGCUCAGUUCGCUGGGCAGACGCCUAUUUGUUCCGCGCCUUCGACGAAAACGCUGUUCCUGUUAUUGGGACCUCAAGCGACAUAUACUCAUUUGGAAGUGUCAUGCUCGAAGUCCUUUCCGGACGCAUGCCGUAUCAUUACUUGCGCACCGAUGCCCAGGUUGUCAUUCAAUUGCAUCAAGGUAUUAAGCCUCGUCGUCCGUCAGCAUCGUUCGUAGACGAUGCACAAUGGGAUUUGAUUCAAAUGUGCUGGAAGGAACUCCCUGAGGAGAGACCUACUUCCAGCCAGGUUUUGAAGAUUUCAAAAGAUCUGUUUGAGCGUUGGAUACAGUCUGAAGCUCGAUAG
Molecule: messenger RNA, 2748 nt
Organism: Psilocybe cubensis
Lineage: Eukaryota; Fungi; Basidiomycota; Agaricomycetes; Agaricales; Agrocybaceae
Exons: 10
Coding region: 1-2748 (915 amino acids)
Biological process (GO): protein phosphorylation
Molecular function (GO): ATP binding; protein kinase activity
Source: RefSeq, a predicted model, not a curated record